GUGAUAUUUUUCUCAUAUCUUAUAUUUUUUAUUUUUUUGCAAUAAUAUAUGGGUUAUUAUUAAUAUAGUAAUGAAUUAAAUAUUUAAAUUAGUAAUAAUUAAUUAAUUAAAAUGAAUGCAUUUAAUGAUACUGUGGCUGGUGAACCAGAGCAAGAUGCUAAUUCUGCGCUUAUUGAAUUAGAUAAAGGAUUACGAUCAAAAAAUACUGGAGAACGUUGCGAAGCAAUAGUAAGAUUUCCUCGUCUUUUUGAAAAAUAUCCAUUCCCAAUUCUCAUAAACUCAGCGUUAUUAAAACUAGCUGAUGUAUUUCGUCUUGGAAGUAAUUUUUUACGUGUAUGGGUACUGAGAGUUUGUCAGCAAAGUGAAAAACAUUUGGAUAAAAUAUUAAACGUUGACGAAUUUGUACGUCGUAUUUACAGUGUCAUUCACUCAAAUGAUCCAGUAGCGCGAGCAUUAACACUACGAACACUAGGAAGUGCUGCUGGAAUAAUACCAGAACGUCAGCAAGUACAUCACAGUAUACGUAAGUCACUCGAUUCACAUGAUUCGGUGGAAGUUGAAGCUGCUAUUUACGCAGCACGUAUGUUUGCCGCACAAUCAAAACUAUUUGCAGUGUCUAUGUGUAGCAAAAUAUCUGAUAUGAUUCGCGGACAAGCAACUCCGGCUUCCAUGAAGCUUCAGUUAAUUCCCAUACUCCAGUAUAUGCAUCACGACACGUCGACAGCUUCUAUGGUCAACGAACUCUGCAUGGAAUUAUUAGCGAGUUAUCCAGCUGUCGAGUUCGUCCGGGUGACCCUGAGUGCUAUGAGCACACUGGCAUCCGCGACACUGAUCGACGUCCCAAACCAAGUGGCACUUCUUCUUAAAUACUUGCGCGAUGACCCACGUUUGUCAGUAAAACGUCACGCAUUAAGACUCCUGCUGGAUUUAGCUAAACGUGGUGCUCAUUUGUGGCCACGUGGUGCUUUAGAUAAUUUAGUCGACAGUACAACCCGACUUCCACAGGACAACAAUGAAAGUACUGAUUUAUUACUCCGUACUCUAGAUGUAAUUGAAGUGUUAAGCAGAAAUGCCGUUACUUGUGACGGUAAUAAAGAUGAAAAUAGCCCAUUGUCAUCGAUGUGCAUUGACGCGUGUUAUUCACAUGACCCUCUAAUUGCCGUCAAAGCUGUAAUGAUUCUUUCAAGAAUCGCUUGCUAUUGUUACGAAGAAAAUCUGCCGGUCAAUAACAUUCAGCACACAAUAUCGUGCUUGGAAUCUCUGAUUGUACUUCUCGCCACCGAAGACAAGUACGUUCAUCAUUUGAAAAUGUGUCUUGGAGCAACGGUAAAACUCUGCCAGGCGCACUUUGGCCACGCUCCUAUUUUUGUCGACGUUAUUGGAUCAACUCUUAUGAAUUCUAGUUCUGAUUAUUGUCGCAAUGAUAAACAGAGUGCGGUUUUGUGCGAAGCACUUGGAGCUAUUGGUAGUCUAGGAAAUAACGUUUUGUUACCGCUUUUGCCUGACAUACUUGAGAAAUUAAAACAUAUGACUGAUGCUCACACUAAAGUAAUGCUUUGCACGCUGCUAUUUCAAAUAGUCGCUGGUGGUUAUGAGUGGAAUGAAGAAUGUAUGAAAGCUAUUUUGACUGCAACAAAAACUGUUGAUGGCUGGGCAAAGUAUCGCAUUGCUCGAGGUGCUGCGAGAUACGGGCAUCAUGGUAUUGCUUCUGAAAUUUUUAAAAAUUUAAAGGAAACUGUUGCUUCAGAGCAGUUGCAUUUUUGGUUGUCUGGUUUAGAAUUACUGACAAGUGCUGAGAGUUAUCUAGCAAGCGGUCAAGGAGAAAAUCACGCGGAAAACAAAGCAAGAAUUACUGAGAAAUUAAAUGGAGCGAUAUCAAAGUAUGCAAGUGCUUGUGCGUCACUCAAAGCAGCCAGCACUCCAUUGAGAAGUCUUCAGUUUGCUUGUGAGUACGCAAAACUACGGUGCGAAUUUCUCCAGGCACUUGUACAGCUGGUUCACUCAUGCAGAUCUCUGUGUACUUCUCCGCCACCUGCUAUCGCCAUGUCAAUUGUCGUCUUGACUAAGGACGAGUUUCAACGUUACGGCAGAGUAACUUAUCAGCUAAGAAAGUCAGCUCAAGAUUUCCGCACGUGCGCUGAUAAUUAUUAUAAAUUGUAUCAAUCGGCUUUUGACGCUGAUCAAGGAUCUUUAAAUAACAUCCGUGCACUCCAGGAGAUCUGUUUGCUGAUGGCCAAUAGCGUUGAUCGUGUCUGCUCGGUGUAUAAUUCCGCGACAACGAAUCAAAGAACUGAGCCGACUGAAUUUAUGUUCGGAGAUUCCGUGGAGAUGCGGCAAUUGGCGAAAUGUUGCGCUGAAGUACAACGACUUGGUCCCAUCUGGCAGGUACAGGAAAAGGAAGAAGCCAUCAGUCACUCAAGAAUAGAAUCACUUAUUUCGCAAGUAAUGUUACUAGCUGGUGGAAAAAUACGUCUUCCUAUGCCUCGUUACUUUUUCCAAGCACUGCAGGCUACUGUUGUUAAAUUAUCCGUCUCUCCGCAGCCUCGAGUACUCGGUGAGCCAGUUUGCGUUCCUCAGGGAUCACAAUUGGCAUUAAAAAUAGAAGGCGUACUGCGUCACGGCCGGCGAGCUUCAUUAUUCAGAUCUGUUGCGGCUGUCUGUAUCUCCAUCUCGACGUCACCACCAUCUAAAAUUAAUGCCGACACGCGAAAUGGAUCCACACAUGAAUCAAAUGGAAAUGAACUUCAACAGACAGUUAUUCCACAUCGUGAUUUCUUCGCUUGUGAAUUUUUACUGUCAUUGGGAAGUUCAUCAGCUGGGGGACUCGGUAAUAAUAAUUGUGCUGGAAACAUUCCCGGGAGUAGUUCGGGUUCUGGAUCCUCUAGUAGCUCGAGUGGUACACAAUUUCAGGUCACUGCGAGCGCAAGUAUUUUAGAUAAAGAUGGUAAUGUUUGGAAAUGUGGUCCAAGAUCAACUCUUCAAGUACGAGUUCAUGAAGAACCUACCAAACGAAAGCUUCCGUAAUUUGUAAAUUUAUAUCGACUA
This is a messenger RNA of Microplitis demolitor, 3045 nucleotides long. RefSeq names its product integrator complex subunit 7 (gene INTS7). The record is from RefSeq and is a predicted model, not a curated record. Bases 112 to 3024 code for a protein of 970 amino acids. Gene Ontology annotation, cellular component: integrator complex. The transcript is spliced from 2 exons. Lineage: Eukaryota; Metazoa; Arthropoda; Insecta; Hymenoptera; Braconidae. Gene Ontology annotation, biological process: snRNA 3'-end processing.